Molecule: messenger RNA, 2448 nt
Organism: Synchiropus splendidus (mandarinfish)
Lineage: Eukaryota; Metazoa; Chordata; Actinopteri; Syngnathiformes; Callionymidae
Product: UPF0687 protein C20orf27 homolog
Exons: 6
Coding region: 232-756 (174 amino acids)
Source: RefSeq, a predicted model, not a curated record
UGACAGUUUGACUGUAAUGCAAAACGAAAUAGUCACGUGACCAAACGCGGAACUCGGGUCGAAAGGAGCGGAGGGAGCAGAGACGUGCUGCUGCUCGCGCUCUUCCUCGCUGUCGACCGACAGUCCAGGUCCAUGAUCAGCCGCGGACGCAUGUUAGAAAAGUCAGGGUAGAUUUGAGGUCACUGUGUGCGAUGAACAGGCUGUGACUGUGUCAUACAACAUCCUGUGACCAUGGCUGCUGCGAAGAAAAGUGGAGUGAAGGUGGGAGGUGUACGCUUCUCAGAAAAGCCACCCGCUGCCAGUGCCACAUCUCACGUGCACUUUGACGAGAAACUGCAUGACUCUGUUGUCAUGGUGAUCCCAGAGGAAGAUGGCAACUUCAAAGUCAAGGUGGGUUUCCUGAAGACGCAGCACCGCUAUGAAAUUACCUUCACUCUGCCAGAGGUCCCAGCUCUGGGAAAAGACGUGUGUCCAGCUCCAAUACCAAGUCCACACUUGCGCAUAACCGACAUUACACCUGCACCUGAAGGGGGCCUCAAGAUAACAUGCCAGUACAUGGCCCAAGAGGAGGGGGUGCUGUGUGAAGAGGUGCAACUGGUCAGCGAGGCCAGCGGUGAUGUGUGUGUCAGGGUCAAAGUUCAUGCCAGAGUUAUGGAGCGUCACCAUGGCACGCCCAUGUUGCUGGAGGGAGUCCGCUGCAUCGGGGUGGAGUUGGAGUACGACUCCGAGCAGAGUGACUGGCAAGGAUUUGACUAGACGUCUGCCAAACAUUGUCUCUCUCACACACACACACUUUCCGAGAUGUUUUCAGUUUUCACAUUCUCACACAAUUUGUUGCCAUAGUGAUGAUCAAGCAUCCAAUAUGUUUUGCUUUCUCCUAUUCACACUGACACUGGAUCAUUCCCUCAUCAUUUGACUAGUUUGUCCCCUAUUCGUCCACUUGAGUGCAGCAUCGGCCUUUUACUUUUUGCCCUAAAGACAAUGGCUAGGCAAUCCACCCCCUGCUGCCACAGCUGCACCAAUAAAGUGGUCCAGGAGAAGAAAGAAGGUUUUUGGGUCUCUCAGACAUGUUCACCUGCAUGGCAGUUGGAACGUGGUGUAGUUGGGUAGCAGUAUGUCUGACAUCUUCAUUGACUCCUGUCAUGCAAGAGUCACAGACUUUCUGUCCAGACCCCGUGAGUGUGUUUCACUCAUGUAUAAGUGCAAUUCGGGCCCCAUGUAUUCUUAUUUGUUUGUCGCUUGGUCUUUCUUUGGCCAAAUUGAGAUGUUUUGACCUCUUUAGAUGGGAACUGUUCCAAAAACUUGUGAAGUAAUGAUCUGUUUUUGUCCUUUUUUUCCUAAACUGUCUACCAUACAUUUGUAAUGUGUUCUUGCACAUCUCAAAAUGCAUUCAAAAAUGCUGCUCCAAAUUUGGACAAUACUGUUUUUACCAAUUCUGUUGUGAGCCUAUCUGUUAACGUGCCAAAUGAUGACCCCACUAUAAUUGUUCAAGUGCAUUUUAGUUUUCCUUUCUAUUUGCUUUCGUAGACUCCACACUGUUGUUCUUUAUAUUUCGAUUUAAUAAGUGUCCGCUCUCAUUUGUCAUCUAGGAAAAUAAGGAGUCAAGUUGAGUGACGUUUUGGCGCGGCACUACCCUAUUUGUCCUCAAGGGGGCGCUGCAGACCGACCAUGCCCCUGCUGUUUGCUCUACAUCAUUUUGAAUAGUCCAUGUCUAUUAUUUCUUGUAUUAUUAUUUUUUUGUCUGCAGCACAUUGAAUGUGCCCAGUUCAUUCUGACAACAACAUAAUAUUGGGAGAAAAAAUAGUCUUCGUUCAAAUCGGGUCAUUUUGUCUUUCUUUUUUCUAUACAGUUUGUUCUCUGACUUCAGUAACCCAACACUGUUUUCAUGUUUAUUUUGGUGAGUUUACCGUAUAAGGCAGGGAUUUUCCGCAUUAUCUAAAUCAAUACUGAUUUUAAAAAAAAGGAUAGUUCAAUCCUGUUUGUGAAAUCGAGGUGUUUACUGUUAAUCUCUGCAUGUUCAGUGUUGAUUUUGAGGUGAAAGUGUGUGUUCAAACUAGCCAAACGUCCCUGUUGAUAUCGCGCCGCCCUGAGAUCAUGACGGAAGUGCCUUCAGUCCUCCUGCAGUCCUCCUGUCUUGCAACGCUCCUGCCAAACAAACUCUGGAUCCUCUCCAGCGGUCAGUCCUUCGCCCUCCCUCUCAGCCGCUGCUCCUCACAAACGGAACGGAACACGAUUAAGUGCCACGAUCGGUUUUGCACUGCCAUGUCUGUGCUUGGAGAAAUCCCCAGUUUUCUGAGGUCUGUUGUGUGCGCUGCUCGCAGUUUAUAGGUCAAAGUGAGUUUUUUGUUCCCGCUCUGUAUGCAACUGAUGUUCGUUGAGAAUGUAGCAGGUGUUUGUGUGUGCGUGUUUUUGAUGUUUAAAAUGAAUAAAAAACGAGUUUGGAUUGUG